AAAUCGUUGGAUAACUAUCGACAAGCCAACAUGUUUCAACAUACAUGAAAUUCGCGUGUUCAACAGCAACAAGAACAACAUACACCGUGACAAGGUUUUGAUUCUGCUAUAAAGCACCGCGGCAAAGCUACUCUUCCAGUUUUUAAACGAAUUUCGAGUAAACCCCGCAAAAAUGGAUUAUCGCUUGCGGUUCGCACUCUUCUACCCAAUCGUAGUAAUAUAUUUACAGUUGCAGGCGGCAAAUGCCAAUGACCGCAAUAUUGAGCUGAAUUCCUUUCAACCGAUGUCGGAGUACGACGACACCUGGGUGGGUUGGGAUACUUUGCGCUUGAAAAAAAAAUCGCGCAAGGAAUUGGGCAUGACUGGCGAUGUAAAGAUCAACCAGAAUUUGGGCAACGAGCAGCAGGUUUCGCUGCAUAUUUACAAAUACGAUCGUGAGAGUAAACGACGCGGCCCGAUUGUGUUUCAAACGCAAAAACCUUUCUGUAAACUAGCGGAGUCACUCGAGAGCACAUAUGAUGGCAUGGUAAAAGCAUCAAAUUUACCGGAAAAGUUCGAGUGUCCAUUUCCUAAGAACACCUACACCUACAAGGAUUAUAUACUCGAUACCGAUAUCCUUGUGAAGGACGUGCCGAAUGGCGAUUAUUUGAUUGUGGCAGUUUUGAAAAAUAACGGAAAGGCUGUUAGUGGAAUCGAAGUGGAUGUGACAGUUUCGAAUUAAAGCAUUAAUUGCCGCGAAAAUGUUUUUUAUUUCACAAAUAUUAUUUUAUUAGAAAUAAUAAUUAUAUGCUAACUAAUUUUUGACGUUUUCAUACAUAUACAUAUAUAUUGAGUACAACUAUGUAUUUCUGCUGCUGAACUACUUAACGACCUUUAUAGAUAAGAAUAUUGUGAAAUACAAAUAAAACAUGUACUAAAUGGAA
This is a messenger RNA of Bactrocera oleae (olive fruit fly), 923 nucleotides long. It is a transcript of the gene CheA7a, whose product is annotated as Chemosensory protein A 7a. The record is from RefSeq and is a predicted model, not a curated record. NCBI's taxonomy places the organism in Eukaryota, Metazoa, Arthropoda, Insecta, Diptera, Tephritidae.